Messenger RNA from Closterium sp. Naga37s-1, 2190 nucleotides. Lineage: Eukaryota; Viridiplantae; Streptophyta; Zygnematophyceae; Desmidiales; Closteriaceae. The record is from the annotation of a GenBank genome assembly.
AUGAACUUGGUCGCGACGAACGAUAAGGAUGAGAUUUAUGAGGAUCCUGAGUCUACUGAGGAUGAUGAGAGUGAGGACUCGGAUGAUAUGGCUGCGAGUGUGGAGGCAGCAGUGAAGCAGGAAGAGGAGAUAGUGACCAUGGAGGCAGCAGCAGUAAACGGUGGAGAUGGAGACGAUGUCAACACUUUUGCAGCAGCGAUCGUGGUUGAAGAUGAAGCAGUAAAUGCGAAGUGUGUGGGAGUUGAAGCUGUGAAAGGGGACAUCAUGGUGAAAGGAUCAAAGGCGAAUGCAACUGCAAAGGGGCAAGUGCUUAAGGAGGAUGAACGCGUUGAAGGGUACGAGACCCGAGAGGUGUUGGGUGUAAAGAUGCCGAGGAGAAGUGAGAGGCUUAAGAAAAUCUCUCAAGGUUUGGAUGUCAAGGCGCUCAACUUCAAGACACCGAGUCACCUGGAGGGCGUGGGAGCCCAGAAGCCGCUGGUGGGCACGCUGAUGACCAUCAGCAACCGCGCUUUCACCUUCUACCCGCUCCGCCGAUGUGUCGCCAUUCCAGCCGACAGGAAGGCUGUUGCUGGUGGGGAGAGGGAGAUGCAGGUGUCGUGGCAGCAGGGUGGCCAGAUUUCUUGCAAGACGAUCGAGUUCUUCCAAACUUCUGGGUGCAAAGGAGAGGCGGUGGACAUUCUAGAGCGAGGCAAGCAGAGAUACAAGCUGCCCCUGGCAGUGAAGUCCACCCGCUGCGUCUCCCGAAUAGCAGCAACUGCCAGCGACACAUCAGGAUUGGGCGUGUGUGGCCGCGACAGAGUCAACCCUUGUCGGGCAGGCACGUGCAUAGAUGGCGGCACCCAGAGUUACACCUGCAUUUGCCAGCCCAACCACCGCUCUCUUGGCGACUCUUGUGGUCGGGAGCUGCUGGUGUAUGAGAGGCAACAACCCUGCACGGCCUUCUACCACAUCCAGCCUGAUGACACCUGCUCCUCCGUGGCUCAGCUUCUCGACAUUUCCAAUGAAAACCUGCAGACGAUCAACCCCGGCGUUAACUGCGCCACACCCCUCCCUGCGUUCCACUCUCUGUGUGUGGAGCGCAACCCAGCCAAGGCUGGGCCCACAUUUGUGGAGGAGGGAAAAAUCAGCAAAGUCGUCAACUUCAAGAAGGUCGCCACAUACUUUGGAAUCACCCUCAUGGACCUCUGCAGGCUCAAUCCCUGGCUCUCCUUCCGCGAUUCCCAGGGCAGCAAUGAUCCUAUUUGCGUGGAUGCCGAAUACAGCCCACCCCCUGCCAGCGACACCAACAGCAAGGCUCCUUCUGAGUACCCAGACUCACAAAGCUCAGCCAUGGGCGUGUGUGGCCGCGACAGAGUCAACCCUUGUCUGGCGGGAACAUGCAUUGACAGUGGCACCCUGCACUACACCUGCGUCUGCCCGCCCAACCACCGCUUUGGUGGCAGAUUCUGUGGUGAGCUCGCUGCUCGCUCUCUGCCACCAACACCCUAUCCGAAUGUGGAGGCUAUUUCGUCCAUAACGGUCCAAGGCAGCGACUGGAGGUGCAAGGACGUGUACAGCAUGUAUGGCCUCACGCUGAACGAUUUUACCACCAUGAACGAGGGUGUCGACUGCGCCGUUCUACUUCCUGAAGGUCGCGAGCUCAUUGUGCACGAGCUGCUCGAACAAGUUUCACCUUGCUCCGCCUUCUACUACAUCCAGCCCUGCUUCUCGGUAAUUCCUCCCUGCACUGCACUUCAUCUUCACCCUCACUCCUUCGUCCUUGCAUCAGGCGUUCCAAGCAUUACACUACCUCCAUCACAUGUAGCCGCAUCCUCGUUCACCCCCAUUUGCCACCCCUUUUCCUACUCAACCUCCCUCUAUUCUACUCCCCUUUUCCUUUCCCUCCCACAGGGUGACACAUGCUCCUCUGUCGCUCAGCUUCUCGACCUCUCUUAUGAUAGCAUGCAGCAGCUCAACCCCGGCGUAAAGUGCUCCUCAUUCCUUCCCGCGUUCCGCUCUCUGUGUGUGGAGCGCAACCCAGCCAAGGCCAGGCCCACAUGUGUGAAGAAGGUGGUGAUUGGCCAAGUCGUAGACUUCAAGGAGGUUGCCGCAUACCAUGGAACCACCCUCUUGGACCUCUGCAGGCUCAAUCCCUGGCUCUCCUUCCGUGAUUCGCAGCGCGAUAGUGAUCAGGUAAUUUUGCACAUAUAG